Molecule: messenger RNA, 1660 nt
Organism: Cladocopium goreaui
Lineage: Eukaryota; Dinophyceae; Suessiales; Symbiodiniaceae
Source: the annotation of a GenBank genome assembly
AACUUGCACCCAAUGCGUCAGCGUCCCAGUGCAAAGCGGCGCGCAGACUCGCCUGCUGCAGCAGAGGAGCGCGGCAGCGCUGGCGCCGUUCGCGCGCGACCCGAAGCGACCAAGGAUGUCGCGGCCUCAUUGCUGCGGAACCGUGUCGCCAAGGACUUUCUGGCAAGAUUUGCAUUUGUCGGGAUCUUCAUUGUGGAGAAUGUCUUGCACGCCAUCCACUUCGAGUUUGAAGUGGACCAGAUGGUGCUCCCUGCAGUUGCGCCACUCCCAUAUGAGUUCGCCGUGAGUUUGCACCUGGUCCACAUCAUCUUCGGCCUCUUUGGAGCGAUCUUCGUCCUGGUCUCGGGCUUCGAUACAGCGGGACGCACGGCACUGACCAAAGGCACCUCCAUGAUGCUGGUCUUCAUGGCCACCAUUACAUGGACGUGGUGGAUCAACAGGCAGGGCACCUUGUACUGGAACCUGGAUCCCCAUCCCUUUUGGGACAUCCGAUGUUCACCCGAGAAGCGCAAUCGAACGGUGCACAUCUUGAAGAACGUGUCUAUUGUGGGUGCUCUCACCAUUCUGCAGCAGCUGGCCAAAUACGAGUCCCAGGACCUGGGCGGUGCGCCCUCUUUCCUCGAGGGCUUGAUCACUGCCCUGAGGCCCUGGACCUUCCCGGCCAUCCUGGGUCCACAGCUGGUGCUGCUGGCCACCCUACGCUCCGUGCUGCAUGAAGCGCUGCCGGGCUAUACGACGGUCUUCGCUCUGCUGAUCGCCUUGAUUGCCAUCCAAGCAGCUGCCAACUUGGUCAACUCGUACAUGGAUUUCAAAAAGGGCAUCGACAAGUCCGAGACUGCUGGAGACCGCACGCUGGUCGACGGUUUGGUGUCGAUGACCACUCUCAAGGCGUUGGGCGGCCUUUGUCUAGGAUUCUGGUUGGCCUUCUUCUGCUGGUCGCUUGUAGCGACUGACUUCAGCAGCACAGUUCUUGGAUGGGCGACGACUGGCACCCUGUUGGCUGUGGGGUACACAGCGGGCCCUGCGCCCUUGAAGUAUUUGGGCCUGGCAGAUCUGACGGUCCUGAUCUGCUUCGGUCCCGGCGUCAUCUGCUACAGUUCAGCUGUCUUGAUCGGGACCAUACGGCUGGAAGCCCUGAUUUUAACGCUGCCCGCCGCCCUAUAUGUCGUGGCAAUCCUCCAUGCCAACAACUAUCGAGACAUUGAGGUUGACAAGCAGGGAGGUGCCAGGACUGUGGCAGUGCUCCUGGGACCCGAGGCAUCUUUGGUCUACUACAAAGUGCUACUGGCCGCUGCCCAUGUCUUGGCCCUUGUGGCUGGUUGGAUCUACGGGUGCUAUGGUUGCGUGGCCACCAUUUUCGUCUUGCCGCAAUCCCUGUGGCUGUGCUUUCGGAUCCAUCGUCGAAACUUGCUCCGCGACCAAGAUGAAGAGACUGCGAAGACCAUGAUGAUGUUCAGUGUGGCUUCAGCGCUUGGGCUCAUCACCAUGCCUGGACCUGAGAUAUCGAGCCUCAGCAUGGGAGUUUGUGCCCUUGUGGUGUUGGUCUUGAAGGUCUUUGCGGAUUGAGCCUGUCGCGAGAAUUUACCGGUGGCGUGUGUCGCUUUGAAACGCCGGCUGAAACGCUGCGCUUGGACAGAGGCUUUGUUGGAUUGCUUGAAAA